AUUUAAUUAAAUUUAUUUAUUUAAUUAAUUUCUAUUUAAUUCUUUGUAUUUUUUUUAUUAUUUAUAUGUAUAUUUUAUUUUAUUUUACAAUAUUAACGGAUUAUCCUAAAUUAACUGGAUUACAUAAUCAAUUAAAAUUAAAUCCUGGUUUGUCAAUCAUACCUAAUUCAAAUAGUUUAACAAGUCUUAUUAAUUUUCAUACAUCAAAUCCUGUAUCUUAUUCAUCUAUGAUAGAUGAAAUGACUGGAUUUUUAUCAUAUUAUCAAUAUCAUAUUACUGGUGGUAUGUUUGAUUCAUGUGAAUAUAAUCCAAAAUUAUUAAAUAUGAGACGUCCAUGUCGUUUUAAUUUAAAUUCAAUUGGUCCAUGUAAUUUAAAAAAUGGUUAUGGUUAUCAUGAAGGUAAACCAUGUUUUGCUAUAAAAUUAAAUCGUAUUUAUGGUUGGUUACCAAUACCAAUAAAUAAUUAUACUAAUAUUUUACUUAAAUGUGAAGGUUUAACUAAACUUGAUUCAGAUUAUUUAGGUAAAAUAUGUUAUUAUGAUAGUGAUUCAUUAAAACAACAUAAUUCAUUAAAUACUAAUAUUGAUUGGUGUAAUAAAAAUUAUGGUAUUUAUGAUUCAAUGUUUUAUCCUUAUUUAAAUCAAGCUGGUUAUCAAUCACCAUUAGUAUUUGUACAUUUUCGUAAUCCUAAACGUCAUGUUAUCAUAUGGAUAAAAUGUUAUGCAUUAGCAAAAAAUAUUCAUGUAAAUAUUAAUUCCAAUGAAGGUUCUAUUGUUUUCCAAAUACUUGUUGAUUAAUUUCUAAUAGAAAAUAUAAUUUCAUUCAUGUUUAUUUGUUUGUUUAAAUGUAAUUCAAUAUUCAUUUUCAUAUUGAAAGAAAAGCAAACAAAUAAACAAACAAACAAGCAAACAACAAACUAUUAAAUUUUAUAAAAUCAGCUAAUUAUAUAUAAAACAAUAUAUAUACAUUCUUAUGAAAACAAGACAGGUUCCAAAUGAAAAUAAUACCUGCAUAUCAUUGAAUUGAAAACAUUUCAUAUAGUUUUUUUGUUUUGUUUCUGUUUUCACAAUUUGUUUUCGUUGUUGUUGUUGUUGUUGCUGUUGGUGCUAUCGUUAUUGUUAUAAUUAAUCAAUUGUCUGAAUAUAAUAAUAAUAAUAAUUACUAUUAAGUGUAAUAUAUUAAACAUUACAUAUAUUUAUUAAAAUAACUAUUUAUUCUAUUAAUUAAAAAUUCAGUAGUUCAUUGAAAUAACAAUAUUUUUGAUUUACUUCUUUUUUUCGAUUUUUGGAAAUUUAAACAAAUGGUUAUGUUCAAUGUACAAUGUAUGUGUUUUCUUUUUGUGUAUGUAGGAGUAAUAUAUCAUUUGAUUUUAUACAAAAACAGUAUAAUGAAUUAAAGAAUUAAAUAAUUUACAUAAUUUUUGUUUUAUGUUUAAUUGUUAGAAAAAAUGAGUAAUUUUUGUUGUUGUCAUUGUUUUAUUUGAAUAUGUUGAAUAUAGAAUUCGUACUUGAUAAUUCUUUUCUUUAUAUUUAAAUCUUCAAUUGUUUGAAUAAUGUCUGGUAGUCAUUUUGCUAUUCUACUAUUAUGUAAUGUAAUAUUAUAAUAAUCAUGUUGUUAGUAUUUAGUAAUUUUAUCAAAUAACAACAAAAUGAUAACAAAAGUAUUUGUUAUUGAUAAUAUGGAAACUAGCAGAUAAUUGAUUUGGAAUAUAUCAAAAUCAGAUUGGAAUCUUGUAAUCUAUGUCUUUCAUACAUUUGUAAAAUGAAAUGCAUCACUACUCUUUUUGAUAAAUAUCUCUCACAAUUGAUUGAUCACCGGGUGAUCAAUCAAUUGUGAUUACAUAUCAGUCCUACAGGAGGUUGGUCACGGCCUGGAUAGCUCAGUGGUAACGUCUCUGAUUGUGAAGCUGAGUGACACGGGAUUGAAUCCGUCAGGGAGCACCAGUUCCCUCAAGAUUACGGGUACACCUUGCUGACGAGUGCCAAGUAGCACGACACCCGGGUCCAGGGUUUCCUUUUCGAUUACCUCCAACCACCAUCUAAUUUGGUAAAUAACUCUAUCUCAAAUUAUAUACAACUCAGUAGUAUAAUUAAUAUUUUACUAAUUUUGUCACUUAAUUAAGUAAAUCCCCACUGACUUAUUGUUAAUAAGUUGUAUUUCUCAUAAAGCUACGAUUAAUUUCUAUUUAUCGAUGUACAAAAAUAGCGUUUUCAUUAUAAAGCAUUUUAAAUGACCGCAACAAAAUUUAUAUCUUUAAAACCUGAAAUCAUGAGACAAUUGAAGCCAGACCUGGAAGUACUGAACGGCCGUUUUAUCCGCGCAGGAUUCGAACCCAGGACCUAUCGGUCUUGCGCGCGAACGCUUAACAUUUAGACCACUUUCUUUUUUCAUGUUUGUCUAUAUUCGAGCAAUGUUUUCUUUGAAUACGUGUGACGUGUUUUGUCUUAUUACGACAUCUGUUGACCUCUUGAUAUAUGUCAUUACCAAUCAGUUGUCAAGCUGAAUUUCCUUUCUGAAGUAUGGCACCUAGAAUUUCUGUAAAAUAUUUCACUCAUGUUAACAUACAAAUUAAGGUUUAAACUAACGGUUUGUUUAACUAGCCAAGUUAAUAAAUGAAUGAAUGCAGUAAACAGCUAUUACGAAAUUUACAUAAACAAUUGAUUCACUGUACUGAGCUCUUUUCGACUUGAACAGAAUAUUACUCAAUUCUAUUCAUCGUAUGAAGUAUGAAUUUCGAAGUCCCUCAACUAUACGUAAUGUCAAACAUUGUGAAUAAUAAAACCUAGGCAUAACAAUUCACAGCAGAUUUCUCUUUUAAGUUUCCAGGAUAAACACUUAACUCACAAAGAAAGAAGAAUAUCUGGUACAGUGACUAAAAUAAGAGUAAAAUAAAAUUAAACAAAAACAUCGACGAGACAAGAUAGAGUCGUUUUUUAUGUUUGAUCAAACGCCAAAUUUAUUAAAUCACUUAGUAAAAUAGAUGAAAUGUGGUUUUUAAUGGAAUCCGAAAUGUUUUUUCUUUUCUAUUUGGGACUUCUAAGCUGCUAGCUAUUCUGUAAAUUAGCUAUAAUGAGACAAUCAGCGAAGGAUACACAUAUUAUCAGUUAAGACUGAUCUGAGGUGGUGGUUGAAGUUAGUCGACUAGGAACCAUAGGUUUCGUGUUAUUUGUCACUCGUCAGCAAUGUAUGUACAUAAUCUUAAUGAAACCGAUAGAUUCAAUCCCAUGUUAACAUGUUUCACAGUCAGGGAAUUUAACAUUGAUCUGUCCUAAGCAGGACAUGACACAUAUAAUACUGGUCACUAUACAGUGACAAUUCAAUUGUAAGAAUGACCUAAAUUCAGUCAAGAAUUUCAACUAUGGGAUAAUUCAAUACAUUACAAACUAAAUUAAGGAAACCUGUUAUGAAUCAGGUAGAACGACAGUUUGUAUAUUUAAAACUGAAAAAUACGAGAAAAAUAUUUACGACUGAACUGCUUCACAGAAGUAUUUGCAUCGACUGCUAGUAAGUUGAUAACGAUGUUAUAUAUUUAAAUAUGCCAAUUGGUUUCCAGUUUGACUGUUAACUCUGCGUUUAACCUAAAAACAUGCACGUUUUAUUUUGUGUUUCAUUUGAAUUUAUAGCACCAUCAACAACACCAUAGAUUGAUCUUAAUUUUUAAGAUGCGCGAUUUCACCAAUCGGUUGAAAUUUGACAAUGAAUGCCAUCAAUUAAUGGCUCAAACGUCUAAAGCUUAAGCGUUUUCCGUGAGACAUGGGGAUCCUAGUUUCAAUCACCGGACGAUUCUUGAAUGCCUACUUUCAAAGAAUUUCAUACUAAGAUGAAAUAGCCACCAAAUGCUUUUUAGUAUCCAAUAGUUGCCUAACAGAAACCAUUUCAUGAUGUAAAUUAAGAAGUUUAACCAACAUCAUAAUUUUUUUUUUGAGUUUUAUUUUCGUUCUCUGAAGUAAUAAUUUACAAUAUCCAUGCAUUUAUUUGUAAAGUGAUCAAACAAUAGUACCAAUUAUAAAUAAAUAAUAUAUUUGUAAUAUCCCAAUGAGUAGAAAAAUUAGAUUUUCUGACGUUUCGUGACUUAGUGUAAGCUACUUCUUCAGAGAAGAAUUAGCCAAAUUAAAAUUAAUCCAAGUUUAAAUAAUACAACAACUGCUCCGUUUGUACCUGCAUGUGUAUACGUGUUCCCUUCUUGUCAAAAACAUAAAACCAUUGCGUUUUCAAAAUACAUUGUUACUAGUUUAUCUAUUUGAAUAAUUAACGGUUUGUCUAGUUAUGAAAAAAAUUGCAAUAGACUAAUAGGUUUUAGAGGUCAUACCCUACUUGAGCACGUGGAUAUUUACAGUCAGAUAGAAUAAAGUAAAAGACAUAGAAAUGUGUUUACAUCUAACAACAAACAUUAAAAGAAUUAAAAUCAAAUUGACUCGCUCAAUAAUCAAAAAUACUUUCGAAUAUCACUCAAAGGUUGGUAAAGAAAUCGAUAGUUACCGAUGAAAUAAUUUUAUUUGAGCAGUUUCAGUGGUUGGAUUUUAAUCAUUUCAGGAGUGUGAUCGAUAACAGUAGAUUGUUGUUCAUGGUAUCCGGUCAACGAACAUUCAGUAUGUUACGUAGACAAUUGUUUGAUAAUGGUUGCGGUGGUUCUCCAAGUUUCAGCUGUAUACAAUAGAACCGUCUUGACAUUCGUAUUGAAGAUUCUGACUUUGAUAUCGGUUGACAGUUGUUUUGUGUUCUAUAUGUUCUUCGAUUGUAGGAACGCGGCCCUUGCCUCGCCAAUCCUCGCCUUCAUGUUUGUAUCGGAUCCUCUUUGUUCAUCGAUAAUACUUCCCAGGUACGUGAACGAUUCCACAUAUUCCAGAGCUUCUCCAUCAAGUGUGAUUCGGUCUAUAUCCUCCGUGUUGUAUUUGAGAAUCUUGGUUUUACCCUUGUGUACGUUGAGGCCUAUGGGUGCAGAGGCUGUUACUACGUUGGUUGUCUUCAUAUGUAUUUGUUCGUGUGUAUGGCAUAGGAGGGCCAGGUCAUCUGUGAAGUCCAAAUCUUCUCAUUGAUUCUGAGCUGUCCAUUUUAUUCUGUUUUUUCUCAGAUGUCAAGGUUUUCAUAAUCCAAUUGAACACCAGAAGAAAGUGAAAGGGUGAGGGUAGACAGCUUUGUCUAACUUCAAUCCUUACUUGAAAUACAUCUAUCAAUUGUCCUCCAUUCAUAACUUUGCAUUGUAGUCCGUUGUAUAAAUUCCUUAUGAUAUUAACAAUCAUUUCAAGUACGCUAUAAUCUCAAAAAACUUUCCAUAAUGAUUUCCUAUCCAUAUUGUUAAAUGCUUUCUAAUAAUCAUGGCAUAACAACUAACUAUUAUCGAAUUUCAGUACUUUUUUCCUUUAUAAAUAUAAUAAAGAAAUAUUUGUGGUUGCGCACUGCUGAGGAGUCCCAUACUAGGACGAAAUGGCCGUCCAGUGCUUCCAGGUUUUCCAUGGUGGUCUAACUUCAAUUGCUUCAUGAAUUCAACUAUUGAAAUUGCUAAAAUCUACACAAAACGCCUUCUGAAAAUAUAUAUCAUCAGACUAUGGAUUUUCACAUUGAAACAAACAAAGAAACCAUCCAAUAAAUUUUCAUUUAACAAAAUUUUGUUUAAACUCAUUUAAUAAACUAACCUUUAAUUCAAUCAUAAAACCUUUAUGUAUAAUAAAUAUGAUUAGAAUAACAUUUUCAGAAUAAGAUAAAUCUAAUCAAUUUAAUCUAUUCAACUAAAUUAUAUAAAUAAAUCAGUAACCACCAAAUAAUAAUAAUAACACAGUUUAUUAUCUUGAUAUGUCCACUUUAUAUUUGGGCACUUGGAUACAAUGAUGUGCUGUAUAUAUAUAACUAUUAAAAAAAGAAGAAAAAAAGAGAAAGAAGAAAGAGAGAUCAAUCAAUAUGAAAAAC
This is a messenger RNA of Schistosoma spindalis, 5904 nucleotides long. The record is from the annotation of a GenBank genome assembly. NCBI's taxonomy places the organism in Eukaryota, Metazoa, Platyhelminthes, Trematoda, Strigeidida, Schistosomatidae.